UACUGUCAUCUCUAUAUGCCAAAUUAUAAGCUGUCAAACACAAAUUCUAAAUUUGUUUACUUUUGUGUAGUUUCAUUUGAUUUCUAUGAACAAUAAUGAAUAGUUUAAAUAUUCCCACUGAUUUCGGCCCAGAUUCAGGCGGCAGAGUUAAGGGCUUAACAAUAGUGAAAGCUAUUGUCUAUGGCAACAUCGCCCGUUCGUUUGGAAAGAAACGAGAAGAAGAUGGACAUACACAUCAGUGGAAAGUCUAUGUGAAGCCCUAUCUCAAUGAGGAUAUGUCCAUCUAUGUGAAGAAGGUGCACUUCAAGCUACAUGAAAGCUACGCAAAUCCUAAUCGAAUAGUGACUAAGCCACCAUAUGAGGUUACCGAAACUGGAUGGGGUGAAUUCGAAGUGGUCAUAAAAAUCUACUUUCACGAUCCCACUGAACGUCCGGUAACAUGUUAUCACAUUUUGAAGCUAUUCCAGUCGCCCAUAGUCGAUGGGGAAAUCUCCUCGUCGACUAUAGAUAGUAAGAAAGGCUUGGUGUCGGAACAAUAUGAAGAGAUUGUCUUCCAGGAGCCCACCCAACUAAUGCAGCACUACUUGACGAAUGUAACGCCAAUAACAAAUGGACCGUAUGUCCAUGACACAGACUUUGAAAACAAAAAAGUUAAAACACUUGACAAUAUCCUCGAAGUGAAAGGACGAGUCAAGACGGAAAUAACACAACUGAAGGAUAAGUUAAAACUGGCUCGAGAGUCUAUCGGAAGGUUUAAAACGGAAUUGGCUAAAGUACAAAAGACGCAAAUUACUUAAUUUGACGCAGCGUGAUUGAAAAAGAAACUUGC
Molecule: messenger RNA, 829 nt
Organism: Eupeodes corollae
Lineage: Eukaryota; Metazoa; Arthropoda; Insecta; Diptera; Syrphidae
Gene: Gas41
Product: YEATS domain-containing protein 4
Exons: 3
Coding region: 96-797 (233 amino acids)
Biological process (GO): regulation of DNA-templated transcription
Source: RefSeq, a predicted model, not a curated record